Musa acuminata AAA Group (dessert banana) is the source of this 665-nucleotide messenger RNA. Its product is annotated as 14 kDa proline-rich protein DC2.15-like. NCBI's taxonomy places the organism in Eukaryota, Viridiplantae, Streptophyta, Magnoliopsida, Zingiberales, Musaceae. The record is from RefSeq and is a predicted model, not a curated record. The coding region runs from base 53 to 469 and encodes 138 amino acids. The transcript has a single exon.
CGUUGCAUCAACCCAUCACGAGCACUUAGCGUUCACUAGAGUGGAAGAGACCAUGGCGUCGAAGACCACAAGCUCGAUCGCUCUUUUCCUCUUGUUCAACGUCCUCUUCUGGGUCCUCACCAGCGCCUGCGGCUACUGCCCUACCCCGACGCCGAAGCCCAAACCCAAGCCGAAGCCGAAGCCGAAGCCAACCCCGAGCCCUGCCCCCUCCGGGAAAUGCCCCGUGGACACCCUCAAAUUUGCCGCCUGCAGCGACGUCCUCAAAUUGAUCAACGUCGAGAUCGGCAAGCCGCCGAAGAAGCCCUGCUGCAGUCUGGUGGAAGGGCUUGCCGACGACGAGGCCGCUCUCUGCCUCUGCACCGCCCUCAAGGCCAACGUCCUCGGCGCCAACCUCAACAUACCCAUCAGCCUCAGCCUCCUGGUGAACUACUGUGGCAAGAAGGUCCCCGAGGGCUUCCAGUGCCCUUAAACUCCCGCUUGUUGGCUUUCCCGGUGUUCAUGUGAACUCAAAUCUACAUCGGUGUAGCUUCUUCGUCUCUCUCUCUCUCUCUCUCUCUCUCUCUCUCUCUCUUUCAAUAAGCGCAUGCAGAUUGUGACUAGUGAAUGGUGUAAUGUAUUUUGUUUCUUCCAUCGAAUGAAAUCACAAGUGUAAUUGUUCGGGGUCA